Molecule: messenger RNA, 400 nt
Organism: Dentiscutata erythropus
Lineage: Eukaryota; Fungi; Glomeromycota; Glomeromycetes; Diversisporales; Gigasporaceae
Source: the annotation of a GenBank genome assembly
AUGAUUAGAAGAUAUGUACUUGAAGAUGCUGAAUAUCUUACUUUAGUACAAACCAUACUAAUUUCCACCUCCAAUGACGAAAUUGAAAUCACUCCGGAUGACUUACCCUAUUCGUCUUCACUAUUACUAUUUUUUGCUCCUGUUGUUUCUAAUACCCACUUUUCCAAUAAUAAAUUUGGCAGAGAAAGCCUCAUGCUUUCUAAAAAAUUGUAUAAUGGCGUUACUGGUCAUAAAAACAUAGAAACUGAAAUAAUUGUAUCUUAUACUAAUCAAAAUGGUCGAUAUAAUGCAUUAAAAGAUAACCUAAAAAAAACAAACUAUGCUAGUAAUGAACAAACCUCUAAUAAUUCAAAUAAAGCAAAAGCAAAAGCUCAAAGUGAUAUCAACGACUAUUUCGAAG